Molecule: messenger RNA, 1170 nt
Organism: Microthlaspi erraticum
Lineage: Eukaryota; Viridiplantae; Streptophyta; Magnoliopsida; Brassicales; Brassicaceae
Source: the annotation of a GenBank genome assembly
AUGGACAAUACUUCGUCAAUCUCCAUUAACGAAGGAAAGCCUAUUCGAUGCAAAGCUGCAAUAAGUAGAAAAGCAGGAGAAGCAUUGGUGAUAGAAGAGAUCCACGUGGAUCCACCUCAACCUUACGAAGUUCGGAUUAAGAUCCUAUGCACAUCUCUUUGUCACACCGAUAUAGUUUUCUCCAAACUAGACACUGGACCACUUACAAGGUAUCCUAGGAUUCUAGGACACGAAUCAGUCGGUGUGGUCGAGAGCGUUGGAGAACACGUGGAUGGCUUCAAAAAAGGCGACGUCGUACUGCCUGUGUUUCACCCUCAAUGUGAAGAAUGUAGAGACUGCAAAUCCUCAAAGAGCAAUUGGUGCGCGAGAUUUGCUGAGGAUUACUUGUCAAACACGCAACGAUACGGGAUGUCUUCGAGAUUCAAGGACUCUCUUGGAGAAGAUAUUCACCAUUUUCUCUUUGUUUCGAGUUUCUCUGAAUAUACCGUCGUUGAUAUAUCGCAUCUUGUGAAGCUCUCUCCUGAUAUGCCCGUUGAUAAAGCGGCUUUGCUCAGCUGCGGCGUCUCCACAGGAGUAGGAGCAGCUUGGAAGGUGGCUGACGUGGAAGAAGGCUCCACCGUUGCAGUUUUUGGCCUUGGUGCUGUUGGACUUGCGGUAGCAGAAGGAGCCAGGCUGCGUGGGGCUGCAAAGAUCAUUGGUGUUGAUCUCAAUUCUGAUAAAUUUGAGAUAGGUAAGAAAUUCGGUUUCACGGAUUUCGUCAAUCCUACCUUGUGUGGAGAAAAGAAGAUUAGCGAGGUGAUUAAAGAAAUGACAGGAGGAGGAGUUGACUAUAGUUUCGAAUGCGUUGGUUUAACAUCUGUACUGAGAGAUGCUUUCACAAGCACCCGCACGGGUUCAGGGAAGACGAUAAUGUUGGGUGUAGAUAGGCCUCUAGCGCCAAUAAAUUUAGUUAGUGGUGAUCUUCUGAGAGGCAGAAAUGUUUGCGGAAGCUUGUUUGGUGGUCUGAAACCUAAACUGGAUAUUCCGAUUCUCGUCGAUCAUUACUUAAAAAAGGAGCUUAAUUUGGAUAGUUUUAUCACACAUGAACUGGAUUUUACUGAAAUCAAUAAAGCUUUCGAGUUAUUAGAGCAAGGGAAGUGUCUCCGCUGCAUUCUAUGGAUGGAUAAGUAA